Messenger RNA from Musa acuminata AAA Group (dessert banana), 3839 nucleotides. RefSeq names its product KH domain-containing protein HEN4-like. Bases 1353 to 3440 code for a protein of 695 amino acids. The record is from RefSeq and is a predicted model, not a curated record. NCBI's taxonomy places the organism in Eukaryota, Viridiplantae, Streptophyta, Magnoliopsida, Zingiberales, Musaceae. Gene Ontology annotation, cellular component: nucleus; cytoplasm. Gene Ontology annotation, biological process: regulation of gene expression. The transcript has 11 exons. Gene Ontology annotation, molecular function: mRNA binding.
AUGCCAAAUAGAUUCUUUGUCGGCGAAUAUCGGAGGAAUUUUAAGGAAAUUUGCUUCACCCGAUCGCGGGAUGUUUUUGUUAUUAGAGACGCUUGUAAUCUCCAUUUAAAUCCAUUCAUGGAUUUUGAACUGGAGUAAGAUUUCUUGAUAUGUAGCAAAGUUUCAGGAUGUAUCGCAAGGCAAUUUAGAUUCAUUAAAAAGGGAGAAUAAAUCCUACUUGAUGGGCUAGACGUUUAACAGCUCGCAUUCUCCCAGCUCAGUUAGAGUGUUUUUGAGCGACUGGUUGAUGAUGAUCAAUUGAUUAAGAAGGAUAUUGUAGGAUUUGGUAUAUUAAUGCGUAAGGGCGGACCUCCCUGCUUGUGGGUGUAAGGUUGCAUAUGUUUAUCCUCAUCGGACCUUGCUUUGGCAAGAGCCUCGCGUCUUCGUAUGCCAUUAUUAUUUUAUAUCGAGUGAAUUUUGGCAAAGAAUUUACUUGAAAUAGUGGGAAUAUUUGUAGUUUGUGGAGGUGGGCAUGGUUCAUUGAGAGUCUUGCUAUGAAAGGCAUCUUGGUUUUCACAAUUCUACAUAAAUAUGACAUCCAGUUGUCCUCAGUACCAAUAAAGCAUCAUAUUCUCUCUUAAUGCUGAUGAUUUUCAUGAUCUAAUCAAUUGAGUGGACAGAGUUAUCUUUUCACUUACUCUAGGGACACCUCACUACACAUUUUUUUGGUGUGGACAUAGUUAAAAUUUUAACCAUCUUACUACAGUACUUAAGAGCUUAUUGUAGCAUCUGAAUUCUUGAGUUGAAGCAAAAGGAGUCUUUCAUGAAGGACGACUGGUUGGUUUUUGGCAGGUGGUUUUUCAGUCAGAUAGCUAAUCGGUGUAAGACAUGAAGAGUGUUAUGUCAGACAGAUUAAAACAUUUUUGUGGUGUAGUCUUAAGAAGAAAGUACUCUGUUAGGUACAGCUGUCUUGCAUGUUGAGGAAAAAUAAAGUUUUUUUGGUGCAUGCAUCCAUUAAUUAUUCAUUUUGUGAACGGGGAUGUAAGAGAAGCUUUCUUGCAUUACGUGUGGCACAUGGUGAUGUUGACACAUCUGUGCUGGUUGACACAAGUUAAAAAUUUGCCUGGCCAUGUGUUCAUACAGUUGACAUGGUUCAGCAUGGUUUGGCCUGUGCCAUCCAAUGUUGACUAGCACAACACUCUUUGGUUGUGUCUAUCUAGGACCAGGUUUUGUCUCUGUUCAGCUGAAUAAAUGUCUAUGGUGUUGUAGGUGAUUAGUGGGCAAGAACACCAAUGAGAUAUUGAGAUCGUUACUUGUUUACAAGAUGUGGGGCACUCUGAAAACAAUUUUUGUGGCAAGAGGCUGAGAAGCAGAUGGCAUUUCCAUUGCUACCAUCCAAGCGUCCUUUUGAACAAAAUCCCUUGGAGCACACUGGGAGGGGUAAGUGGAAAAAGACUGGACCUUCUAUAACACUGCAGAAUCAGGUGAAAGUGCCCCUAGGGGCUAUUAUCUUCCGAAUACUCUGUCCUGCUUCAAAAUCUGGAAGUGUGAUUGGUAAAGGUGGAGGUAUUGUAGCAAGGAUACGCCACCAGACUGGUGCAAAAAUUAGACUUGAAGAAACUGUUCCUGGAUGCGACGAGAGAGUUAUUGUAAUCACUGGGUUGGAGAAAGAUGCCGAACUUGGCAGCAAACAUAGUAAAGAAGAUGAUGAAGGUGCUGGUGCUGUUGAUGGUGUUGAGAGUGCCAAGGAAAAUACUGAUAAUAUUGAAGGGGCAGAGGAUUCUGCUGCUGCAGAUAGUUCAAAAUUAGAUGGAGUACCAUCAUCAGCAGUGAAGGCACUCGUACUUGUUUUUGAGAGAUUAAUUGAAGGUGAAUCAGAAAAUGAUGAUGAAGAUGACACUAAUAAGAAGCAUUCCACUGUUUCUGCAAGAUUAUUAGUUCUGUCUGGCCAGGUGGGUUGUGUCCUUGGAAAGGGUGGGAGUGUAAUCAAGCAAAUGUCAGCUGAUAGUGGGGCCCAGAUUCGGAUACUUCCUAGAGAUAAACUUCCGUUGUGUGCUUCCCAACAGGAUGAAAUUGUCCAGGUAACAGGAGGGGUUGAAUCAGUGAAGAAAGCACUUCAUUUAGUUGCUCAGCAGCUUUUGGAUAAUCCACCACGAGAACAUGAUUUGUUCCCGUCAUUGGGUUCUUCUGGUCCAUCGUCUGAUCCAUUUGCUUCUAUUCCUAGGGCAGAAGGCCUUCCACCACCAAAUUUUCAUUAUCCCCCUCAAGUACCACCUUUCUCAAACAGGCCUCAUGACAUCACGGACUUUCAUCCAGGCAUUGGUCCACCUUUUCCUAAAUUUCAUGAAAGUGGACCUCUUCUGCAACCCCAAGUUUCUCCAGAGCCAAUAACUUACAGGUUAUUGUGUUCCAAUGACAAGGUUGGAAGUGUGAUAGGAAAGGGAGGGAACAUUGUCAAAGGUCUUAAAAAUGACACUGGCUGUGAGAUCAAAGUUCUAGAGACAACUCCUGAGUCAGAGGAUCGUAUUAUAGUGAUAUCUGGUCUUGCACUUCCAAGUGAUAGGAUAGCGCCAGUGCAGGAUGCAGUUCUUCGUGUGCAACAUAGACUAGUAAUGGCUGUACCUGAUACGAAAGAGAGCACUGUCUUGUCUAGGCUUCUUGUUGCUUCCAACCAAACUGGUUGCCUUCUUGGCAAAGGUGGUUCUAUAAUAGCAGAAAUGAGAAAGCUUUCUGGAGCUCAUAUUCGCAUCUUGGGUAGAGAACAGAUCCCCAGGGGCGUACUGGAAAAUGAUGAGGUGGUUCAGAUAUCUGGUGAAUUUGGAGCAGUUCAGGAAGCUUUGUUGCAAAUAACUGCUAGACUGAAGCUUCAUGUUUUCCGUGAUAAAUUACCCGCUAUGAAUCCCAACAUGCCUCCUGCUUUUGUUGAGCAAUUACCUCCAUAUGGUUUUUACAUGGGAAGGAGGGAGUCUUCACCUCCCAGGUUGCAUCCUUAUUUGCCACCAUUUCAGAAAGAUCCUGUUGGUCACCCCUUUGAAGAAAGAUCUGUCUUUGCUCAUCCAGUUCAUGGUUCGGGUAUUCCUCUCGGUGUUGAGAGACCUGCAUCAUGGCCACCUCAGGGUAUGAGGGAUGUUGGUGGUCCCAUGCUUUUGCCUGAUUACCCAGGAGAUCCACAAAGAAGGAAGGGUAGAUUUGCUAGUGGAAGCCAGCCGGCCCCUAUUACAAGUGUAGAUGUUUUUGUUCCUCGAUCUCUUGUACCGUCCAUAUAUGGUGAAGAUGGAGGCUGUCUAAAGCGGAUCCGUGAGAUCUCAGAAGCCAAAAUUAUCAUUACUGAACCCAGACCAGAGGCUACAGAGACGGUGAUCAUUAUAUCUGGAACACCAGAGCAGACCCAUGCUGCACAAAGCCUCAUCCAUGCGUUUGUACUGAGUGAAACUGUUCCUUUAGAAUCUACCAAAUCUUGAGUGACAAGUGAUCUUAAUGCAAUCUUGGAUGCUAUUGGAUAUCAACCUGCUGUAUUUUAAAGGUUUGUUCUAAGAGAAUAUUGAUUGGGCUUCUUCUGUUUGCUUUAAAGAAUUUUCCCUGCAAUGAGAAGUGAAAGGGUUAUUACUUUGUGAUUGAAAUGGGCAAAAUAGCAUUCACGUGACCUGGUCUCUGAUGGGUUCCACAACUGGUUUGUUUUGGUGAAAUGCCUCUACUCAAUCUUGAUUUUUCCUUCAAGGUAGUCCUGAUGACUUGCUUAUAUUGUUAGGCCAUCCACUUUUCGAUGUGAGGUACAUGCUUGGGUUGUUCACGUCCUCUUGAUACUAUUAUUCAGGGUUCCCAUGCUGUUUUUAAUUUAAAGAGAACUUAUUUAUUUCCAA